Molecule: messenger RNA, 2277 nt
Organism: Procambarus clarkii (red swamp crayfish)
Lineage: Eukaryota; Metazoa; Arthropoda; Malacostraca; Decapoda; Cambaridae
Gene: kri
Product: uracil phosphoribosyltransferase krishah
Cellular component (GO): cytoplasm
Molecular function (GO): ribosylnicotinamide kinase activity
Source: RefSeq, a predicted model, not a curated record
UGCGCGCUACAGCGCCUGCGGUGACGUGCACCACCGCCGCCGCCCUGGCCUUCCUCACGGCUAUUUCACACACAGUAGUCUUCUGGUUGUGUUUCGGGAGUGUAGGCCACAAUAAUGUGUUGUGUUGCGCCUCGCCUAGGCUUUGCUGAAAAUAAUCCCUGAGUGUGUAGGCUUACCAUUAUGGGUACUAUGAGUGAGGUGGUUACAUCAAGGCCUGCCACCUUUGAUAAGAAAACUACAACCCCCCAAGCUCCAGUAACUGACAAACAGAAAUCUAAUUCUGCCUCUGACCACCACAGCACUCGGAAUGUGGAUAAAUCAGAGUCGUGCACUGAAAACCAAAUGCAACCUGUCGAAUGUUUUGGUCCAUACUUUAGACUAAUUCCUUGUAGUGGGCAAGUCAAGGAACUACAAACAAUCAUCCGGGACAGAAAUACAACAAGAAGCGACUUCAAAUUCUAUGCCGACAGAUUAAUUCGCUUGGUGGUUGAAGAGGGUCUCAAUCAGCUGCCAUACUCAAAUUGCACCAUUACAACACCAACGGGUUGCGAGUACAAAGGCUUGCAGUUUGUUAAAGGCAACUGUGGUGUUUCCAUUGUCAGAUCUGGAGAAGCUAUGGAGCAGGGUUUACGAUCAUGUUGUCGAUCAAUCAGGUUGGGAAAGAUUCUAGUUGAAUCAGAUCUGGAAACUCAUGAGGCACGUGUUGUAUAUGCAAAAUUUCCAGAAGAUAUUAGCCAACGGAAAGUCCUCCUCAUGUAUCCAAUUAUGAGUUCGGGUAACACGGUGAUCAAAGCAGUAAAUGUUCUUCAAGAACAUGCUGUGGAUGAAGAGAACAUCAUACUCCUCAACUUAUUUUCCACUCCUGCGGCAGCACGUACCAUUACUAGUGCAUUUCCCAAGAUGCAUAUUCUCACAUCUGAAGUUCAUCCAGUUGCACCAAAUCACUUUGGACAGAAGUACUUUGGUACAGACUAAUAGAAGAGUGAUUGGCACAGAACAAUGACCAGUACAUUGAAAAAACUGAGUAAAUGAAUGUAGAAAUGCUAAGAUGGGGUGAAAUUUAGAAUCUAUAUAUAUACUAUGUGUACAUUGUGGAUUGGUGGUGGUAUGAGAAAUGUUCUAGUUAACAAGGCAGAUGCAAACGUUUCACUUAUCAUUUAUUAUAGUGAUCGUUUCCAUACGUUACGCGCUAUAUUCUAGUGGGUAGGUAGCCUGCAUUUGCAAGGUUGGUUAUUAUUUAUAUUCAUGUUUAUAUAAUUUUUGACAUUCAGCCUUAAAUUUGGUAGUGUUAUUGCAUAGACUGAAGUGUGUAAUUUAAUCAAAAUUGUCUUUAAUUCAAAUACAGUAGUUAAUGAUACAUGCUCUUCAGUGCAGAGGCUUAGUUGACACUGCCAGAUAAUGUUUAGAAGUAACUAUAGAGAAAAGUAAUGUACAGUAAAUCGCUGUGUAUAUAUAAUGUAUACACAGGUUCGGGACGAUUUAAUGACAGUAGUUAUGGAGAAGUAGUGUGAUCAAAUUGACCCAUGAUGACCAAUAUUCUGACUACAGAUGGGAUUUGCCCUUUAUCUCUGCUGUUUCUUCCUAGCUCUUAAACUAUAAAGGUUGUGUACUAAAAUCUUAAACUAGCUGAUUGUAUAUCCAAGAGAUCAUCUUUAAGUCGGUAAAGUUCUGCAUCUCAAGAGCUUCAAAAGUGCUUCCAGCUAGUAAGAACUAAGUUUGGCUGCAGCUUGUAGAGAGAUAUUGCACAGGGCAAAUCCAUGUUUGAAUGGUAAACUUUUAUGCAUUUAUUUUUUAUUUUUUUAACUAGUCUGUGCCAUCUCAUCCUGUUGCUCACUCAAUCAUCAAGUCUCAUUGUAACUACCAGAAUGUCCUCACAACAUUCCUACGUUAGUUCAUAUCUCCUCCUACUCCCUUGGUGACAGAACAAUGUCUCUUUACCACUCAGGAACAGGACACAAUAUAUUGUUAAACCAUGUGAGGGAAUUGUUGGAGUAUUUAUUUAUUUUGCAUCAUUGCAUGUCGACUGAUGCAGACGACUCCUAUUUAUAUAAAUAUAUAUUAUAUACCCAUGACGUGUUCCAUAUUGAAUAUAGUUUUUUCCAUUUUUCUUCGUCAAAUGAAGGAAUAGUAUUUAUUACUGCACAAUCUUUAUAAUCUCAAUUUUUUAGCAAAGCCUUAAUGGGCUUGUCAAUUUUUGAAGCCUUUUUCAGACGGUACUUCCCAGAUAACAAAAAGCAGUGUAUGCUGUCAAUUAUGGAAUAAAAGUUUUUAAAUGUA